Molecule: messenger RNA, 2160 nt
Organism: Bipolaris oryzae ATCC 44560
Lineage: Eukaryota; Fungi; Ascomycota; Dothideomycetes; Pleosporales; Pleosporaceae
Exons: 4
Biological process (GO): DNA-templated transcription
Molecular function (GO): DNA binding; zinc ion binding
Source: RefSeq, a predicted model, not a curated record
GUAAGCUCCACCUCUGCAGAUGUCGGUGAGGCGCUUGCUUCGGCCUCGGUUGGGUCAAAUGAGGACCUGGACUUUGCUCAGGAGGAUCUUUUGCGUGUUAAUCAGGCGGAAAGUGCAGGUUUCAUGGGCCGUAACUCACAAGCCCAGUGGCUGCGUGCACUCGAGUCCAAGGUGGAGCAACCUGAAGGUGAACCUUCCUUUUCAGACUACGGGCCACCUGGAGCCAGUACAGAAGCCUUCAACCGGCGUGCCGAAGCACUCCACGGGCGUCAACAGAAGAGCGGCCAUACGCAGGCCAACGCAAACUCUGCAACCAACUACUACUUUUACCUCGACAAGAUCAAUAUCGAUAUCGAAAUCGGUGAUCCCAACGUUGUACCCUCCACUAGUAUAGCACAGAGUUUGCUCGGCUACUACAAGCAUGCAGUGCAUAGCCCAUUCAAGCUUGUUGACGAUGAAUUCGAGCAACAACUAGAAGUCUAUCUCAACGAGAAGGAUGCAAGAGUUAUGGCAAAAGUGUGCCCCAAGUGGAAAGCUGUCAUGAACCUUGUGUUCGCCAUCGGUGCGCGGUACUCGUAUCUAAUUGACGCUGAGUGGCGGGCGGACGAUCGCGACCAUCUGGUCUACAUGUGGAGAGCGAUCCAUCUCUUACAGCUACAAAACAUGAGGGCUCUCGUUUCGCACCCGGAGCAGCGACUGAUACAGGCGAUCGGACUUCUUGCACUAUACUACCUCACAAUCGGCCACGUUAGCAGAGCCUGGUUCAUGAUCGGUAUGGCUAUCCGACAUGCGCAGGCUGCAGGUCUGCACCUUAGAUAUGAGAAUCCUUCUAUACCCAACGACCGGAGAAACUCAUUGGCUGAGCUGUGGUGGGCCCUCAACUCUGUCGAAUGCGUUCUUACUGCAAUAUUGGGUCGCCCCCGGGCAAUAUCUGCCAACGACUGCACAGUACCCCCACCGGGUACAGUCAGGACCGAGACGGAAUCGAAGUCGCGCGAAGCCACAACAGGCAAUAUUUCUACCACUGCUUCGGUAUAUAGCCACGGGUCUGGCUCCUCUACUGGAGAGAAGAGCGCUGUACACAAUUUGAACAACUUUGCUGCAGCUUAUGUCAGGCUCGACAUUCUCAUGGACAAGAUCCUCGCUGGACUAUAUUCGCCACGAAAGUCUGUCAGGUCAUGGAAGGGUGCACAGAGCAUGAUUACCUCGCUCUCUGAAGAGCUGGAAACUUGGGCUUUGCAAUCGCUGCCACAGGGAGCGUCUGCUGCUGCCGCCGCCACUGUUGAUCACAGUUUAGAUCGCGAGCGCUUACUCCUCUAUCUCUACUACUACAACGCCAAGAUCUGCAUCACUCGGCCAUGCGUUUGCAAAAUGGAUGAGCGGAUAAAAGGACAGAGCGAAGAGUCUUUGUGCUUCAACCAAAGGACAGCAGAAGCCUGUAUCGGAGCAGCCCUUGACAUCGCAGCACUGUUGCCUGAUGUCCCGAACCGUUCUUGGUAUUAUGCAAACGGUCCUUGGUGGUGCGCCACACAUAUGAUCAUGCAAGCCCUCACCCCGCUUUUGAUCGAGCUUUCAUUGGACUGCGUCCAUUUGACCGUCGACAAGUCUCACGUGACAUCUUGUGUCGAAAAGCUUAUAGCGUGGCUUCACUCGAUGAAGACGGUUGACGCGGUUAGCGAGAGCGCAUACAAUGUUGUCACCAAGGUGCUCAGCAGACAACGAUCAGAAGACGCUGCCAAGAAACAGAUGCCCCAUCCGGAGCAUACUCAAGCACUUGGCCGCCAAGAAUAUGGGCCAUUACAGCAACAGCCUGGCUCGCAACACUCUUAUCAACUAACAAGUCACCCGCAUCCGCUACAGCACAUGGAACAUGCGUGGCCGGGACCUGACGAGUUGAAUAGUAUGCCUUACUUUCCACAGCCUAGUGCCGGGAGAUUCUACCAGAGUAACGCGCCCAGCUCUGAAUAUCUGACUAGUUCAAACACCGGCAUGCACGAGUUUGGUCAGCCGCAGAUGAGUUUGUUUUAUGCGAAUCCUUAUACGGCUACGAUGGAUCAAUGGGAUUGGGACUCGAUGGCAGUGGAGGAUACAGGCCACGGACACGGACAGGGUAUGCACCAGUACCAAGGUCAGAAUUUUGGUAGUGGACCGUCUCAGUAA